Molecule: messenger RNA, 4372 nt
Organism: Myotis myotis
Lineage: Eukaryota; Metazoa; Chordata; Mammalia; Chiroptera; Vespertilionidae
Gene: KLHL20
Product: kelch like family member 20
Exons: 12
Coding region: 1284-3092 (602 amino acids)
Molecular function (GO): protein binding
Source: RefSeq, a predicted model, not a curated record
UUUUCCAGAUCUGUUAUUGAUUUUUUUAUUGACCUUGAGCUGUUCACCUCUCUGUGCCUCAAUUUACCUCUCUAAUGUAUCUGAUCAGGAUAUUGGGAAUAAUGAAUGCUUGAAAUGGUUUGAAAUCUCCAGAUGAAAAGAUGUUAUGUAUGUAACAAAUGCCAUUAUGUUAUUUAUAUCUUACUCUAUAGUAGCAAUAAUACUUGACAGAAAGCACAUGAAAUUAACAACACAUGUACUUCAUCACUUCAACAUGGUUAUAAAACCACAAAUUGCUUCUCAUCCUCAGCUGCCAUAAAUUUUAUAUCUUAUGUAAUUGCUAAAAUAAGAGCUUAUUAUUCUUUAAAAAGAGGCACAGCGUGGGAAUGUUUUUAUCAGUAAUUUCUAUAUAAAAUAUUCAUUUAAUUACACCCAUUUUUUCUGCAUUAUUACAUAAUACUGCCAGUUACUUAAAAUCAUUUUGGAGAAUUCUGGUGCCAUUUAGUUACAGCUCUUUCUUUAUCACCAUCACUUGGCUCAAGCCAAGUAGAGAUGCCAAUUAAAAUAUGGGUCUGGAGCAGAAGAGCAGUUUGGGUUGGCGAUUAAAAAAAAAAAAAAUUGUGUGUCAGUGCGCAGAAGGUUCUAGAAGUUGUAGAUGUGAAUGAGGGUAAAACAGAAAAGAAGGAUGCCAAAGACAGAACUCUAGGGAGUACCAGUGCAAUUUAAGGUGUGAUCUAAGACAAAAAGCCUGUAAGGAUUCUAAAAUGGGCAAGAAGUUUUAGGUUCUUUGGGUCUUGUUUUAUUUAAUUGUAUUUAGAGUUUCAUCAGUUUUCACUCACAGUGAAGAUCAAACAAGUUUCUCCUUGAGUUCAACUUCAAAUGCACACACACAAAAAAAUCCCAUUCAGAUCUUUAGAAUUUCCUAUUCCAGUCAGUCGAAAAUGUUUGCUUAAAAGUAGUAGUAUAAGAUGUAUUGCUUGAUCUGGGUGCUCCUUGCUCAACACCUCUCCUUCCUUUCCUCCCUUUACUGUAGACAUAAGAAAAUUAAAUAUUAUGCUUGCUAUCUUAAUCCUUGCAUUUUGGGAUAGCUGUGUAACAGAGUUAUCAGUGAGAUGUCAGCAAAGUUGCUGGGGGAACCCAGGAAGGUUUUUGCUUUCCUUACCUAAAGGGAGAUCAGCUGGUUUUCAUUGCCGUUUGCCCUGCCUCCUUCACCUUGCCUUGACUGCCUGGCUGAAGCACCCAAGCUGACCCUUAUUUUGUCCAAGAAGCAGUGGUGCACCAACAUUCGACCAGGAGAGACUGGAAUGGAUGUAACAAGCCGCUGCACCCUUGGAGACCCCAACAAACUGCCAGAAGGGGUUCCCCAACCUGCCCGUAUGCCCUAUAUCUCAGACAAGCACCCUCGACAAACCUUGGAAGUGAUUAACCUCCUGAGAAAGCACCGGGAGCUCUGCGAUGUGGUGCUAGUUGUGGGCGCUAAGAAGAUAUAUGCCCACCGAGUCAUUUUGUCAGCCUGCAGUCCCUACUUCCGCGCUAUGUUUACAGGAGAAUUGGCAGAGAGCCGGCAGACAGAAGUAGUGAUCCGGGACAUAGAUGAGAGGGCUAUGGAGCUGCUGAUUGACUUUGCAUAUACCUCCCAGAUAACUGUGGAAGAGGGCAAUGUUCAGACCCUACUGCCAGCUGCUUGUCUCCUCCAGCUGGCAGAAAUACAGGAAGCCUGCUGCGAAUUCUUAAAGAGACAAUUAGAUCCCUCUAACUGCCUUGGUAUUCGGGCUUUUGCUGACACACAUUCAUGUCGUGAGUUGCUAAGGAUAGCAGACAAGUUCACUCAACAUAACUUUCAAGAGAUUUUCAUGUCUUCUUGCCAUCUGAUGUUUCCAGUGAUGGAAAGUGAAGAGUUCAUGUUGCUUCCAGCCAAUCAGCUCAUUGAUAUAAUAUCUAGUGAUGAGCUAAACGUUCGCAGUGAAGAACAGGUGUUCAAUGCAGUGAUGGCCUGGGUCAAAUACAGCAUCCAAGAAAGACGUCCUCAGUUACCCCAGGUGCUCCAGCAUGUCCGCCUGCCUUUGCUCAGUCCCAAGUUCCUGGUGGGCACCGUGGGCUCUGAUCCCCUCAUCAAGAGCGAUGAGGAAUGCAGAGACUUGGUAGAUGAGGCUAAAAACUAUCUUCUAUUGCCCCAAGAACGACCACUAAUGCAAGGACCAAGGACAAGACCACGGAAGCCUAUCCGCUGUGGAGAAGUACUUUUUGCAGUUGGUGGUUGGUGCAGUGGAGAUGCCAUUUCCAGUGUAGAACGAUAUGACCCCCAGACCAAUGAGUGGCGGAUGGUAGCUUCAAUGAGCAAAAGGCGAUGUGGUGUUGGGGUCAGUGUCCUUGAUGACCUGUUAUAUGCAGUAGGCGGCCAUGAUGGAUCCUCGUAUCUCAAUAGUGUUGAAAGGUAUGACCCCAAAACAAACCAGUGGAGCAGUGAUGUGGCUCCUACAAGCACCUGCAGGACAAGUGUUGGCGUGGCAGUGCUUGGAGGAUUUCUUUAUGCUGUCGGUGGCCAGGAUGGUGUGUCUUGCCUCAACAUUGUUGAGAGGUAUGAUCCAAAGGAGAACAAAUGGACCCGCGUGGCUUCCAUGAGCACCCGAAGGCUAGGCGUGGCUGUGGCUGUGCUAGGCGGCUUCUUAUAUGCCGUAGGUGGCUCUGACGGGACAUCCCCACUCAACACAGUGGAGCGCUACAGUCCUCAGGAGAACAGAUGGCACACCAUCGCCCCCAUGGGGACCCGCAGGAAACACCUGGGCUGUGCAGUGUAUCAGGACAUGAUCUAUGCUGUGGGAGGCAGAGACGACACCACAGAGCUCAGCAGUGCGGAGAGAUACAACCCCAGAACUAACCAGUGGUCUCCGGUGGUGGCUAUGACAUCCCGCCGUAGCGGAGUUGGCCUAGCGGUGGUGAAUGGACAACUCAUGGCUGUAGGAGGUUUUGAUGGCACAACAUACUUGAAGACUAUUGAAGUUUUUGAUCCUGAUGCCAAUACAUGGAGGUUAUAUGGCGGGAUGAAUUACCGUCGGCUGGGGGGUGGAGUAGGAGUUAUUAAAAUGACGCAUUGUGAGUCCCACAUAUGGUGAACGUCUAGAAGACAGCUGUGUGUAUGCUCUGCUGUAUUCUGGAGCGCUUUGACUUUGUAGCUUUCUAAGCUCGGGAAAACACGAACAAAUUUUAUUCUUUGCCGGUGCCUCAACUAUGGAAACACAAACAAAAAGUACUUCACCUGUAGGAUGCCAUCUUUGCACAAUAAUGUUCAGUUCUGUGCAGAAUAUUUAUUUUUGAUUUUAAUUUAUCAUGGUUGUUUUUUUAGCUUUCCUCCCAACCAAAAUAAAAAAUUCCAAGCACUGAAAUUUUAAGAUACUAAGUUUGAAAAUGUUAAUAAGGGGAAUAGGGCUAUCUAUGAUCUAGCUGUUAUUUCUAGGCACUCCAUCCACGAUUCCACUCCUUACAAGGACUACCAGUGACAAAGAUCAGAAUGCAAAGUGUCUAAGUUAGCUAUCAUUCUUGCACUAAGCACCAGAAGACUUGAAAAUCUUUUUAAAAAGUAUUAAAUCAAUAAAACCAGGACUCAAAGUUUUCAUCAGUGGAACUUUGCAUCUUGUUUCCUUCCGUAUGACCUUGUUUUCUGCUACAUUUCAAGUUUUUUCUACCCACUAUUUUAUAGUGUCUGCUAGAUCUAGAGCCCUACUGUGUGCCUCUACAAAACAGUAUGCGAUUCUCACGUACUGUCUUGAGAAUCAUGUGCAACUCUGCAUGUUUUUACUCUAAAACAUUACCGACUGACUGAAGCAACUUUCCUUUUGAUUUGCAUAUUGCUACCAAGGACCAGCAGGGAGAAAUGUGCUCUCCCCAGCAGUGAAUUGUUGUAAAACUUACAUUUGAUACUCAGGCUGCUGAAGCUGAGGCUUAACUGUAAUCACAGCUGCCAAGGAAUGAAUUUUUCAGUUCACGUGAUAGUACAUGGGAAGGGGUGUAAAACCAGCUGAGGCAUUUUAUUAAUAUCUUGGUUCUUUUAUACAGCUAUAUAUUAUUAUCCUCCUCAUUCUAUAAAGUCACUGCUACUACUCUCACAUUGCACUUUUUGAAGAAAAGUUAAAAAGUUUUAAGGAGAAAAUGCUAAAAAUUUCAGUGGUUGAAAUAUUUUGUCAUUGUGUUCAUAGACCUUCUGCAGGAAGGAAUAACCUUCUCCCCGCAAAAAAAUAUUUGGCAACUUUUGUGUUUACAUUUAAAAAUCAUUUGCACCUUUACAAGGAAAAGUAUUUGGUAAACAAUUGUUUACGUGUAUCAUUUAUGCUUUUUUCUAGCAUGUAUAACUUUUUAAAAUAAAGAGUACUUACCAUAAAAAAAGUUUGGUUAAUGU